AUGAUAGAUGAAUACCAAGACGAAGUGGAAGUGGUGGAUGGUCGAUUGGAAUGGGCAGAAGACGCUGAUGAAGAAGUGGACGAGGAAGAAGCAGGCGACGACAGCAGCGAUGAUGAAGAUGACGAUGACGAACCGUAUGAAACAGCGACUCAUAUGAUGCCUCGUCUAUUGGUAGACAAGGCCGUGCUGGCAGCGAGGCAGAAACAGUUCAACUAUUCCGAGGAACUGUUCCAGAAUGCGCUGGAGCUGGACUGUGCGGAUCCCUACGUUGUCUUAACUGCGAUCGAGGAGUAUUUCGAGCCCCACGAGCAGUGGGAUCAGAUCAUUUUCUAUUUCCGCCAGCUUCCUCUGAUCGAUCCCAAUCGCGAAUUCGUGAACGAAGCGCGUUCGCUGCGCCAGAGCAUCUUGGAGACGAUCAUGGAUUCAGAAGCCUCGAACCAGCAGAUCUACGACUUGUAUCACCUCUCAGACGACAGCAAUCUGGAGUAUUACGGACGCAACGAAGACCUGGAGUUGCUUCCUGACACCGAUUACUUCGGUCGCGAUGUCCACACGCAUAGUGACGUGAACGAUGGAUUCGACCGAUUUGGCUACAACCAUCGCUUGUUCACCGAUCCGGCUGCUACGCAGUUCACUGUGGGAGAGCCAGCAAAGCGAGGAAUCGAAAGUCUGAGCGCCGCAGAGUUCUACGCGGGCAUUCCGAACUCGCUGCGAGAGGAUUACAUGGAUUUGAAUUGGUUCGAAGUCCCUGUAAUGAAGGAGUGGAUGAAAGAAAUCCCGACGGGAGGCGCUUCGGUGGACUGGGAGUCGAUGCGAGACAAGAACGGAAACCUGAGAAUUGCCCAGGACCAAGUGCUGACGAAGGAAGGAAAGCUGAAAGUGACGCUGGAGAAUGUGCAGAAGCUGCAUGAUCUGUUGGAAGAGGAAUAUGAAGGCGUUGGAGAUCUGGCGGGUGAACCGGAGCAUGCAGAUGAAGCGAAGAGUCAAAGCGUGCUGAUUCGAGAAUAUAAGACGAAUCCUGUGGAGAGAAACCGAUGGCAUCAGCUUGAGGAGGAUAUUGAAUAUCCUGUGGACAAGCAGGAUUAUGCUUUUAUGAGUUUGCUAAAUGAAUCGUUGAAGCAGUUUAAAGAGGGUGAAGAAGAGGACGGAGAGGAAGGAAACCAGAAUGAAGAGGGUGAAAGAAAUGAGGAAAACAAAAAAUAG
Molecule: messenger RNA, 1203 nt
Organism: Blastocystis hominis
Lineage: Eukaryota; Bigyra; Opalinata; Blastocystidae
Exons: 1
Coding region: 1-1203 (400 amino acids)
Source: RefSeq, a predicted model, not a curated record